Molecule: messenger RNA, 1066 nt
Organism: Cuscuta epithymum
Lineage: Eukaryota; Viridiplantae; Streptophyta; Magnoliopsida; Solanales; Convolvulaceae
Source: the annotation of a GenBank genome assembly
CAAGCACAGACACUGACCGAUUAAAGACUGUUACUCAUUAUUCUUCAAAAUUUCGAGUCACAAAGGAGGUUUUCAACAAUAUAUGGACAUGCCCGUUUUGGACGUUGGGGUUGGAAGAGCAGAAGGAGACAGAGUUCAAGAACCAUUUGAGGGCAUGACAUUUGAGUCUGAAUCGGCAGGAAGAGCAUUCUAUGUGGAGUAUGCUAGGCGGGUUGGAUUUGCAACUCGUGUAUUAUCUUCUCGUAGGUCUCAAUAUGAAAAUUGUGUUGUAUCACGUGCACUCGGAUGUAGAGGAGUUCUGCACACUGUAAAGGAUGCAAGCAUGAAGCAAGAUUAUAGACGGCGUGAAGGUUGUGAAGCGAUGUUACUCAUUCAGAGAGAGAAAAAUGGGACCAUGUGGGUGGUGAGGAAGUUUGUGAGGGGCCAUAGUCAUCCCUUGACAACAGAUUCACCCCUCAAUGGCCAUUUAUCUUCAGAUGAGAAAGAUAAGAGAAUUCAAGAACUUACAGCAGAACUUAGCAUCAAGAAACGACUUACUAUGGCCUACAAGGAACGGCUCCUUAGCAUUAUAAAAGACGUUGAUAACUAUACCAAACAUCUUUCUUCCAAUGUUGAAACCGUUUGUGGCAAUCCUAGAUUCCUUGUAGCUACAAGGUUUGACUUUCUAACUUUCAAGAACACUUCUUCAUAAGAGGCGGGGCCUACACUUCAUUCUCUUCAACCAAAGCCAAAUCUAUGAAGCAUGUUUGGUGGGAGAAGCUGACUGUGUGGCUUGAAGUCUUGAACUCAUAGCCAAACGGUGAGCCAGUCAUUCUGUGAUCAUUAGUGAUGGAUUCUUUGUAGUAACUAUACUAUAGUUAUUGCAUUAAAGGAAGGUCUGGAUUGUUUGCAAUCUUAAUGGGUUUCACCAUGAAGUGAUAUGGUCCAUGCAGUAACUAGAUUGUGUAGAUACACCUGAAGAUCUAUUCUACUUGGUCAUUGCACCAAGUUAAAUUAUUCAUUUUUGGCCAAAUGAUAAUUAAGAUGUUCCUUUUUUGGUCCCCGGCUUUCAUUUUUUCUUCUUCAG